Molecule: messenger RNA, 2635 nt
Organism: Mandrillus leucophaeus (drill)
Lineage: Eukaryota; Metazoa; Chordata; Mammalia; Primates; Cercopithecidae
Gene: KATNB1
Product: katanin p80 (WD repeat containing) subunit B 1
Exons: 19
Coding region: 393-2333 (646 amino acids)
Biological process (GO): microtubule severing; microtubule depolymerization
Cellular component (GO): katanin complex
Molecular function (GO): microtubule binding
Source: RefSeq, a predicted model, not a curated record
GGGCUCUGAGCCGGAGGUUUUGUUGUGAGGGUCGGUUGUCAAGCAGCGGCCAAUCAGGGCAGGGGAUGGAGGCAAGUGGGGGUCGCGCCUGGAGCAGAGCCUCGGUCUCCGGAGCCGCAGCUGCAGCCCGGUGCUGAGCUGAGAUGGUUCAAGCCUAACAUCCCAUGAUCCAGGAUCGUGACAGAUGUGCACAGGCUGCUGUUUUUGCUGCUGUGGGUGAUUUGGAACCACGAGGCAGCCCACAGCCAGAAGACGAGGCAUUCUCCCUGCCUGGAUGUGUGGGAACUCUCUGCCAACUUGAUUGGUGGAUCUGGGGGGGAUCCACCCCCACCCCACGAGGAAAGCACAGUUUAUUUUGUGGGUGGGGCUUCAGGUGGCCAGCCAGCUGAAGGAUGGCCACCCCUGUGGUCACCAAGACAGCCUGGAAGUUGCAAGAGAUCGUCGCACAUGCCAGCAAUGUGUCCUCACUGGUGCUGGGCAAAGCCUCCGGGCGGCUGCUGGCUACAGGCGGGGAUGACUGCCGCGUCAACCUGUGGUCCAUCAACAAGCCCAACUGCAUCAUGAGCCUGACGGGCCACACGUCCCCAGUGGAGAGCGUCCGCCUCAACACCCCUGAGGAGCUCAUCGUGGCUGGCUCCCAGUCGGGCUCCAUCCGUGUCUGGGACCUGGAAGCUGCCAAAAGUAGGCCUCCGAGCUUGCCUUCUUUCUCACUGCUCCUCAGUGUGUCCUCACAACCAUCCUCAAGAUCCCAUGGACAGGGGUUACCCAAGAAGACUGCUCAUGCUGUGUCCUCUCAGGGGCACAGCCAGGCCGUGCGGUGUCUCCGGUUCAGCCCCGAUGGGAAGUGGUUGGCGUCGGCCGCAGAUGACCACACCGUGAAGCUCUGGGAUCUCACUGCUGGCAAGAUGAUGUCUGAGUUCCCUGGUCACACGGGGCCUGUCAACGUGGUCGAGUUUCACCCCAACGAGUACCUCCUGGCCUCCGGCAGCUCUGACAGGACAAUCCGUUUCUGGGACCUGGAGAAGUUCCAGGUGGUGAGCUGCAUCGAAGGGGAGCCUGGGCCUGUCAGGAGCGUCCUGUUCAACCCCGACGGCUGCUGCCUGUAUAGCGGCUGCCAGGACUCGCUGCGUGUCUACGGCUGGGAACCUGAGCGGUGCUUUGAUGUGGUCCUCGUCAACUGGGGCAAGGUGGCCGACCUGGCCAUCUGCAAUGACCAGUUGAUAGGUGUGGCCUUCUCCCAGAGCAACGUCUCCUCCUACGUGGUGGAUCUGACACGUGUCACCAGGACUGGCACGGUGGCCCGGGACCCUGUGCAGGACCACCGGCCCCUGGCACAGCCACCACCCAACCCCAGUGCCCCGUUCCGGCGCAUCUACGAGCGGCCCAGCACAACCUGCAGCAAGCCUCAGAGGGUGAAGCAGAACUCAGAGAGCGAGCGCCGCAGCCCCAGCAGCGAGGAUGACCGGGACGAGCGCGAGUCCCGCGCGGAGAUCCAGAACGCCGAGGACUACAACGAGAUCUUUCAGCCCAAGAACAGCAUCAGUCGGACACCACCCCGGAGAAGUGAGCCCUUCCCUGCACCCCCAGAGGACGAUGCAGCCACAGCAAAGGAGGCAGCAAAGCCCAGCUCUGCCAUGGAUGUGCAGUUCCCAGUGCCAAACCUGGAGGUCCUGCCCCGGCCCCCGGUGGUUGCUUCCACACCUGCACCCAAGGCUGAGCCUGCCAUCAUCCCUGCCACCCGGAAUGAGCCCAUCGGGCUGAAGGCCUCCGACUUCCUGCCCGCCGUGAAGAUCCCCCAGCAGGCUGAGCUGGUGGACGAGGAUGCCAUGUCACAGAUCCGCAAAGGCCACGACACCAUGUGUGUGGUGCUCACCAGCCGCCACAAGAACCUGGACACCGUGCGGGCUGUGUGGACCACGGGCGACAUCAAGACGUCGGUGGACUCCGCUGUGGCCAUCAACGACCUGUCGGUGGUGGUGGACCUCCUGAACAUCGUCAACCAGAAAGCCUCCCUGUGGAAGCUGGACCUGUGCACCACGGUCCUGCCACAGAUCGAGAAACUUCUGCAGAGCAAGUAUGAGAGCUACGUCCAGACUGGCUGCACCUCCCUGAAGCUGAUCCUGCAGCGGUUUCUGCCCCUCAUCACGGACAUGCUGGCAGCCCCGCCCUCCGUGGGUGUGGAUAUCAGUAGGGAGGAGAGGCUGCACAAGUGCCGGCUCUGCUACAAGCAGCUCAAGAGCAUCAGCGGCCUGGUCAAGAGCAAGUCGGGCCUGAGCGGCCGCCACGGCAGUACCUUCCGCGAGCUGCACCUGCUCAUGGCCAGUCUGGACUGAGGAACGCAGUGGGCAGGGGCGCUUGGCUGCCCUCAGGGCCUGGCCUCAGCCCCCACUCCUGUUCCUUUUGUGCCUAGUGGCCCAUGAGCCUCUGCCUGGCCCCUGCCGCUGUCCUGUGGCCGUCCUGGAGGAGGUAACGCUGGUCCCUGGCCACCUCUACAGCCCUGAACUCUGAGACAACUCUCUCCAGCAAUAGCUGCCCAGCUUUGCCCAACUGUUGCUUCUUGGGGCAGCGAACUGAGCCCUGGGGCUGCUGCUGUAAUUUAUAAGGCAAAUUUUAUUAAAUUUGUAACUAUUCCCAG